This is a messenger RNA of Podarcis lilfordi (Lilford's wall lizard), 15660 nucleotides long. The record is from the annotation of a GenBank genome assembly. NCBI's taxonomy places the organism in Eukaryota, Metazoa, Chordata, Lepidosauria, Squamata, Lacertidae.
GCCAGAAUUAGUGGGACACUCUACACAUACAUGUAGCUCUAUGGUUCUCAAUGACAGCCGAUGUCCAGCCGAUGAAAAACGACAUCCGGUAGACGCAGAUGAACUUCCGGCAGCGGCCAUAUUGAAGUCAAGAAAGGAAUAUUCAUUAUGGCCGUCCCAAGUCACCGCCUCCUCCUGUUGCUUUUUUAAAAAAAAUUAAAAAUCCUCCGUUGUAAAGAUUCCGAAUGACAGAAAAAAACGGGUCCCGGGUAGACUCUGUAAUAGCAAUAAACAUACUAAAUCAAUCCCUGGUGUCUGCCUUCCUCUUCCGUUGCUUCUCCACUAGCUGAGGGGUUGAGGUUGAAAACCGCCGUGUCGAGCGGCGGGGCCAGAAGGCGCAUGCGCAGUACGAGCUAGGUGGCGACAGAGCGUGUUUCUCUCUUUUUUCCCCCCUGCUUUUUGCCUCUCAAGCAACCUACCCGCGAGGAAGAAAGAGGCGGGGGAGGGGGAGGCGGCGGCGAAGGAAGAGGAGGAGGAGGGACCUCCAGCGCGCGUGCGCAGUCUCCUCCUGCCCCUCCAUUCUAAUUCCCCCCCUCCUCCCCCGCGCCACUUCGUCCCCGGGAGUGCGAAAAAGAAAAAAAAGGAGGGGGAAGCAGCUAUGAGGGACCGAACGGACGAGAUCAGAGGGGUGAGAAUCCUCGCGCGGCUGGCCACGCCCACAACGGUCGCCUUUGCUCCUCCCCUUUCCGUGCUUCCUUUGCGCCCCACGCUCUCCCCCCGCGCGCCGCUUUCCCCUCGCCUUUUAUAGGCUGUUCGCUCUCUCUGCCCUCCUCGUCCUCCCCCCCCCCCGCAGUCCCUUUUGCUCUUCUCAUCCCCCCUAAACCUCACCCCAAAUUUUAGGUCUCCUAAACCUCACCCCAAAUUUGGCCCCUCGACCUCUGAAGGCCGAUUUCCACCUCCCCUCACUGACCCCGACGGCAUCGAGGGGCCCCAUUGCUCCCCCCCCCCCCGCAGGGCGUCAGGUGCGCACCUCCCCCACCCCAAAAACACAGCCAGGAGUUGCCAUUUUCGUUUCUGUUAUUCGCUGUCUGGAUUUCAUAAAUUUCGAACUUCCCCUCCCCUUGACAGUCAAAAGCUUUCCUUUCCAAAUGCGCGUUUUCCUCCCAGGCUCCUGUGGGGGGCGCUGUUUUCCGUCCGUCCCUCCCGUGAUCAUGGUCUCCCACUUUCCUACUCGCCACCCACAACCCCCAGCCCAGUUCUGGGUUUGUUUAUCUGCUCUCUUCAUCCCUGUAUCCUCCUCCUGCUGCCUCCAGUUACUUCCCCUUCUCUGUCACCCUCGUUAUUCCAUCCACUCUUUGGAUUGCCCUCCUGAGAGUAUCCUCAUCUCUGCCCUCCCUUUUCCAUAGUCUGCCUCCCAGCAUUUUUAUAUUUCUUCCCUGCACCCCAUUUGUCCUCACACUGUGCUCCUUUCGUCCCCCAUAUUCACGUAACACUCCCUUGUCCCUUCUUGCAUUGGUUCCCUCUUCACUCGUCUUCUCAUUUGCUCUCUUCAUAGGCUUUCUCUUAGCUACUACUCCACCCCAAUGUUUUAGUGGAAACACCAUGGAAAGGAGUUGGGGUAGAGCACAUUAGGGCCCCAGGAAUUUCCAGAGAUCAAAAGAAGUUGGAGAUGUUAACUCAUUUGGGCAAGGCAAUAUUGCACACCAAAGCGAUACCCAGCCCCAAAUAAUGCCACUGGAUGUUGCAUUGGUCUUUCGUCUUGGGAGGCAGCAACUGGUGGUGGAUAGUGCCAGACAUUUGGUUGGGAAAAUGUGUAAAAUCCAGUUCAGCCAUGCCUUACCAGGUGACCUUAGGUUGUCAACUCUUAGCCUUUUGGACCUCAUAGGAUCAUUGUGGCUGCUGCCCUGACAUCCUUGGAGGAAGGGUAGGAUAGAAAUAUUAUAAAAGAACCAGAAUGUAAAUGAUGUUACAUUAGGAAGUUACAUUUGGGACUCACUUGUUACAAGAUUCCAAAAUGGUAAGUGGUUUGAGAGGGAGAGAUAGAGGGACCAAGUUUGAUUCUGUCUCAGGGUUUGAACAAUGUUUGCAGAUGGCUUAAUGCAAAAGUCACCUUCCACUUAGUUAUGCAUUACAUUUAAGAUGCUUUUUGGUGUCAGCAAACAACACUAUGGCUGUAUUCCCGUUGCCUUUCUUGUCCGCCAGAAUGCUUCAGCUCCUGUGUAUAAACAUGAAAUUUCUAGGCUUUGCUUUGUUAAGAUUUCAGUAUCUCUGCCCUGACCGUUUGUCCCUUUGUCUCUCCAUCUUUAUCAGUAGCGAGAAAAUACAGAUUUAGGAAACAUAUUACUGACUUCUCAUGUCAGUUUCAGAUGUUUGUCGUUCUUACUAGAAAGGAAACCAGGGUGGUUUCACACUAAUAUACAAAUUAGCUGCUAGUUUUGUUUUUUCCUUUCAAGUCCGUUGUCAAAUUUGACACAGGAAGGGAGUGAACUGGCACAUCUGCGCCAUGCACAAUGGUGUAUUCCAAUUAAGCAGGGGCUGAAUCAUAAUCUGUGGUUAAAGUUUAAUUGGCUAAAGCUUGCAGCCCUAAUUAAAGAGUAGUAAUGUUCCUACUACCUAUAUAGAUUACUUUGAUAAAGAAGAUUGUUGGCCUUUGAAAGCUUAUGCCACAAUUAAAUGAAUUAGUUUUAAAGAUGCCACCAUAGUUCUUCUGGAGUCAUCUACUUUUUGGAAUAUAUAGUUGGUUCUUUUCAUAACAGUUCUGUUUGAGAAAGUGUCUCACAAGCAGGAUUUCUUUUUUUAAAAAAGCAAACUAAAUGGAAUUCUGCACAAAGGUAAUUCAAAUGACAAUGCUGUCACUGCCUUGUAACUACAGUGCAGCAUUAGAAAGAGCUUCAGCCAGCAUGGAUCUCUAGCACAGGAGAGUGCACAUUUGCAUAAAUAUUUUGCAUGAAAUAGAGGGCAUGGAAUUAUGGAGGGUGCUGGAGCCCUGUCCCCAGCUGCUAGAAACUUUGAUCAACCAUUGUUUGGCUAUUGACAUUUCACCUGGUGUUGAACAUGUACAUUCAAGCAUUUCUUAUCAACCAUGAGAGCUAGAAACUAGCUAGUGAUGUUGUGCUUUUAAAGUUUAUUCAAAUGAAAUGUUUUUUGGAACUGGAUUCUAUACCCUAGGUCACAUUCUUGAGGUUUGAUUUGCUCCCACAGAACCCUGGCCCAUAUGCAUAUUACUAAUAAGACCUGUGUUAUGCAUCUUCUCAACUGGGGGCAAAAGUUGCCAUUGCUACUGACACAAAGAAAUUUGAGGUCCAAGUGAGCUGGAGCAGAAUUCAGCCAAAGUACACAGAGGCACAUCCCAGCCCCGCUGGUUGAGGUUUUCAUCCCAAAUCCUUCAUGAGUAGUACAGUGGUACCUCGGGUUACAUACGCUUCAGGUUACAUACGCUUCAGGUUAUAGACUCCGCUAACCCAGAAAUAGUACCUCGGGUUAAGAACUUUGCUUCAGGAUGAGAACAGAAAUCAUCUCCGGUGGCAGCAGGAGGCCCCAUUAGCUAAAGUGGUGCUUCAGGUUAAGAACAGUUUCAGGUUAAGAACAGACCUCCGGAACAAAUUACUGUAUUUUUCGCUCUAUAAGACGCACCAGACCACAAGACGCACCUAGUUUUUGGAGGAGGAAAACAAGAAAAAAAAUAUUCUGAAUCUCAGAAGCCAGAACAGCAAGAGGGAUCGCUGCGCAGUGAAAGCAGCAAUCCCUCUUGCUGUUCAGGCCUCUGUGAUAGCUGCACAGCCUGCAUUCACUCCAUAAGACGCACACACAUUUCCCCUUACUUUUUAGGAGGGAAAAAGUGAGUCUUAUAGAGCAAAAAAUACGGUAAGUACUUAACCCGAGGUACCACUGUAUGUGUCAUAGCCAAUUUCCAAUCUAGGAGCAAAACACAUUUUUUUUGUUAUGUUGAAUUAAAGACUGAGGCAAGAGUGUUCUCCAACAGACGAAGCCCUCAGUGUCCAACUUGUCUUCCAUGUUUCCCAGUUACAGAUUUUUCUCACUUUUGUACAAGAUUACAUGUUUAAAAAUUGGUCAGAUUUAUUGUGCAGCAAAAUGUAGUGACCAGGUUGGCAUCCACACAGUGAAAUGUGUGUUACAUUAUAUGCAGUGUUUGAAACUCGCAUUGUUCUAGGCCAGGGGUCUGCAACCCACGGCCCCGGAGCCGCAUGUGGCUCUUUUACGCCUUUGCCGUGGCUCCGGGGCGGAUACUAGCGAGGGGAGGCGCAUUGUGCGCCCCGACACUCCCCACUGUGGCGGGCGCUGUACUGGCUGUGACGUCGCAUGGGGGCGGUGCGUGCAUUAGUCACGCACCGUCCCGACGUCACCUUCCCGCCCGCUGUCAGAUCGGAGGGCAGUGGCGCGCAUGCAGGUCUACGACUGCGAGGAGGAAGAUGACGUCCCUGUUUUGGACCCCCGGUAGGCCAAUGGUUUUGCGGCUCCCAGUUUUUUUUUCUUCGGAAACGGGUCCAAGUGGCUCUUUUUGUCUUAAAGGUUGCAGACCCCUGUUCUAGGCGCAUCUUGCAACAAGGAAUUUCAUUAGUGCAAGCAGUUUCUGAGCUCUGGGCGUAGUACUGCGCCUAAGAUUUCAGAUUAAAACUGCAGAGUGGAAGGAAAGGAGGACCUUUUUCUGCCUCUGCACUUCUAGCUACUCACUGGAGAAGAGACCCUCUUAAGAAUAUUAAGGGGGUGGGCAGGAGAAGGACUAGGCCAUGUGAAAAAUGAACAUAAAAUUUUAGCUGCAGUUCACUCAUAUUCAGCUUUGUAUCCUUGUUAUAAAAAGUGCGCCUAGACAUUCCGUUGUUGCACCCAUAAUCGAGGUUUAAGGUACCAUUUAACUCCUAGCUUUCAUAUCUCAGUUUCUAACACUGGUUAUAUGUCUACAACGUUGUUAUGCAUCUCAUCCAGCAAUAGAUGCAGGUACCCGAUCUACAUGCCAGUUUUCCACAUGCAGUUAUGGCCAGAUGAACAUCCAGUGCCAAUUGCACAUCUUCUCACAGAUGCCCAUAGCUCUCAAAAGUUCUGUAUUAGUCUAAGAGUACAACAGUGUGUGUUGAUAGAGAAUAGGGAGAAAAACAGAAUACACAAGACUGUUCUUCUUCACAGCUGACUGGUGCUGUCAGCCUUUAAAGCAACCAUGGAAUGUUAGAUUCUAUUCACUUUUAGAACAUGUGUCUUCUGUACUAUGCAAAAUGGAAUGAAAAGAUUGUUUGAAAAUAUUGGUUUUAAAUUGUUAGCUGAUUUGGAAGUUGAUUUGGAUAGAAAUGUUUGUAAAUGAAUGAAAAUGAACCUUGUCUAAGAGCAGUGUGGGAUUUUUGGUCUGUGUUUCCCCCCUGUCAUCUGCAACACAUGUGCAGUGAGUGCUUUGGUGCAUCUGAUCUCUUCCCUCUACAUCUCUCUUUAACAGAAGGAUGUCGACUCGGACUGUGAAGAGACUGAACUCGAUACUCUGGUCCCACAGCCAGGAUCAGCAAGACCCAAUGGCUCUCCAGAUCCAACUGACGAAUUCUUCCGAACGGUACCACAAUCUUUCUUUCUAAGCAUGUGCGGAGUUGACUUGAAAACUAUCUUCCUGUGUGUGUGUGUGUGUGUGUGUGUGUGUGCGUGCAUUGGUGGGACACGCAUAAGCCUGUCCCAUCCCGCAUCUACCAACGUCCCACCUGCUUCUGGUGCCAAAAAUGGCAUCUAUCAGCAUGAUCAUCUUUGUUUUCACUAUCCCAUGGAAACUCUUCCACGAUCACUUGACUUUUUUCUUGCUACAGUUGCUAUUGCAUGCUAUUGGUUUGUUGCUAUAAUGUGUCAGAGGAGUUGGAGAUCUUCUGGCUGCACAUCUGAAGAACAAUAAGACCGUGCUUGCCUCCCUGCCCUCCUUUCCUUAUGUUAAGCUCUGGAGACCAUCCUCCAGCUGCCACCACCCAAUGAGGUGAGGCAGGUGGCAACAGGAGAAAGAGAGAGCACCUUCGCUUUGGUGGUGCCCUGGCUGUGGAAGAUUUGCCCAUUGCCUGCCUUGUUAUUUUUCCAGUGCCGGGCAAAAAACUUCUAUUUUCCCAAUCAUUUCAUAGUUUCAUUCCCCCUGAAAUUGGUUUUAUGCUGAAUUUCUGUUGUUUUUAUAUAUCAUGCAGUUUUAAUGUUCCUGUUUUUAUGAAUAGUAUUUUAUUUUUAAUGUGCUGUGAGCUGUAUGGGAGGAAAUGUUUUAAAUAAAAUAAGAGGAGAUAAUUUGAAUUCUGGCAUCCGUGAACAGUUUUUGGUAAGCUGCAUCUGCAUCAGUAUUGCCUGCACACAGUAGUGUUUUUGUGUGAUUUUUUGAGGGUGCAAAUCACUUGAGCAUUUUCUAGAACCCUAUGUAGCAGACACAUUAUGCUUUCUGCUUAUGUAAAUAGAUCUAGUCAGCCAGUUCCCUAUGCUGGUGGCUUGUAGUUAUACGCAGUGAGAUAUGAGUGGGUUUCAUACUAUGGAGAUACCUCUUCAUUGGCAACCAGCUUAAUUGAUGGAGAUUUGAGGGUCAUUGACAAUGAAAAGGAAAUGUGUUUCUUCUUCUUCUUCUGGGGUGUUAUCAUUAACCACCCCCAAAGAAAAGUGGGAAAGGGGAGGGUAGGAGACUGACAGCACUUCUAUAACUGAAUGUUGCUCCAAGAUGAGGUCAGGGUUCAGCUGGUUAGAAUUGACUCCUUCUCAUCGUAUCAUUUUUUAUUGCCUUCUCAGACACGUGGGAUCCGUGAAGCCUUGAAGACUCUGGGAAGCAAAGUAAAAGAUCUAGAGAAACAUCAAACUACCAUUUUGGCCACACCCCUCCCUGAGGAUAGUAAGUUUGCAGUGGGGGAAUGCGGGUGGUGAAGUAGAAGAUAUGGGCUGGGGGAAAACUGGACAAAGAAGCUCUUGGAGGUAAGUGGCCAAGAAAAGUUGGAGAAAAUGGUAAAAUUUAGGGGCAGAGUUUAGUGGUAUUUAAAUUUCAUGAUUUAUAGUGGUGCAAAAUUAGAAUUACCUUGUUGCAAAGAGCACAUUGCUGUUUACUCCUAGCAGCAGCCUCAUAUUUUGCUUUUCUUAUGAAUUAUAGUUUGAAAAUAUUCCGUGUACCGUAUUGAUUCAAAAUGAAAUCCAGUUGUAUCUAAACAAAAACCUGCUUCUUGGUUUCAAUUGCCAUCAUGCAAAAAUUGGUUAUGAUAUUUUAAGAGGUGUCCAAAUGCAUAGAAAUUAAGCAAAUUUCCAAAAUAUAAUUGAUGUAUACCCCCACCUUUCUUCUGUGGAACUCAUGUUAAUGUACAUAGUAUUCCUAGGCAGCCUCCAAUCAAAGCACUGACCAGACUAGACCUGAUUAGGUUUAGCAAGGAUACUGCAUUAUCUGCCUUCAGGCCAGAUUAUGGAUUGUGACAGUUUAUACUGUUCCAUCAGUGUGUGCAUGAGCACAGUAGACAGAUUCAUGCUUCAAAGUUGCUUACAGCCUGAAAUAGACAGCAAGGGAACAAUAGUAGGAUGGAAAGGCAGACAAGGGUAGGAAGGAGUGAAUAGGGGCAAAUGCUAUUCUGCAUUGUUAAAAACUUGGUUAAAUUAGGAAUGAGGAUUCAGAUGGGUGGUUCAACCGUCAGUUCCCAGUCAAGAGAUUUAGCUGCACAGUGCCAAUUGUUAGAACAUUAGAAAACCAGAGGGGGGUGGGAAUGAAAUACAUUGUAAGCAGCCUUGAGAACUUUGAUUGGUUGGCAGAAUAGAAAUACUCUAAAGUAAAUAAGAGGAAAAGCCAAAGUCCAUGCACACAGGAGAAGGGGUGAGCAGAGAGUUGAAUGAGCAGAUGUUGUGCCAAGUUCACGUUCAGAGAAGAAGGGCCCUCUUGAAGAGGGCAGCAGGGGAAAUGGGUGGAGUUGUUGCUGGGAUAUGUUGAAGAACAAAACCUGAAAGAUAGCAGAGCAAGACCAUGGAUAGCUUUAAAAGUAAAGGCAAAGGUUUUGUUCUAUAUAUACAGGUAGAAUGGACUGGAAAGCCAGUGAAAGGAUCAGAAGAUAGGCAUCAGUGUGGUCAGAGAAACAGGAUAAAUGAGUAAUAUUGACAAAGGAGUUUUGCAUUGAGGUGAGGAGACUUGAGGUUGUAGUUCAGGUGGAAGCAUGGAGCUUUAGCCAAAGCAAUAUGGAGAAACAGCCAUUUUUGCAGUGUUCUUCAAGAAGAAAUUAUUUGGCCUAGCAGUGGAUUGAAUGCGGGCAGAACAACUGUAGUCUGUGUUCCCUUCAGUUGACCAAAUGGCCUGCGGGAAAGGGAUGUGGCAAAGAAGCACCUACAUACAUAACACCUUAGCAAAAGCCACAUGCAAAUGUCAUCUAAUUCUUCUCUGGCACAAUCCCAGCUGUUGACUUUUUAACCUUGGUGUUUUCUAGGCAUGAAGCAAGACCUGCAAAAGCUACGUGAGGAAAUCAAGGAGCUGGCAAAAGACAUUCGGACCCGCCUGAAAAGUGAGUGUGGGAGGAGGAUUGGGCCUUAAUGCAUAAAAGGGAAGAGUGCUGGAUGUCGGACCUCCUAGCUUCUGCUCUCCAGCUUUGUCUGUGUGCUCAUUGUACUGAAACCAGGAGGAGUCCUUCUCUCUGUCCCCGGUAGAAAGUGGCAUGGCUUGAUUGUAGCCCUGUUUAUUUUUUAAUAUAGAAAUUGAGCCCAAGAAGGAUGGGGAAGAUGAGAACAAAAACUCCAUCAACGUUCGUAUGAAGAGAACCCAGGUCAGAUGUGGCCCAGCUAGCUCGCUUGGGUGCUGGUGAGGAGGAGGCCACAGAAGUGUCCUUAACCCUUUCUUUCCAUUUCUGCCUCAGCAUGGGAUCCUGUCCCAACAGUUCUUGGACCUGAUCAACCAGUGCAAUGCAACGCAGUCUGACUACCGAGACAAGAACCUGGAGCGCAUCAGGAGACAGCUGCAGAUCAGUGAGUGUCUGCUCUUUCUUCCCACUGGCUCCAGAGAUGACUGCAUUUCAGUGCCAAAUCAGCAAUCUCGGUUGCUGCAAGGUUCCUACUUACUAGAGUCGCCCAGAAGUCAUGGGAACAAGUCAUGGUGCCAGCCCUAAGGUAGCUGGGAAGAUUGUGAUUUGCCCAAAGUGAUCUGGGUUGCCUGGUGGCUAAGAUGAGUAUCCUAAGCUUGGACAUGGUGCCCUAUUCUUAUCACAACGCUGCUGUUACAGAUGUCCCAGAAACGCAUGAGUUGUUGUGUUUGUUAUGCUGGUCAGGGACACGUGGGUUUUAUGUCUUUGCAAUCUCUCUGUAUAAGUGGAUUCUGGCAGUUUUGUUGAUUUUGUUUAUAAAGCAAGUUCCUAGAUCUUAGGAAGUGGGCAUUGAAAACAUGUAAACUGUGCAUGGUGCAGGGCCCAGCAACGUUUCCACUGGUCAGAUGAUGUGUCUUUAAGGCCUGUUCUUUACACUUCUAUAUUUCCAUCGGCUAGCAGAAGUGGAAAACAUUCAAAAUAAACAAGCAUGCAAACUUGAUUUGCAUUGCACAUUUUAGAUGCAGAGUCAUUUUACAGAGCAGAAGAUACGUUACAUUGGCUUUAAAAAGAGAAAGCCUGUGACCAUGGCACAGGCAACUUCCAAGCUCAUAACUGCUGUUUUUUGCACACUUUCUUUCCCAUCCACGCAAGUGUAUGUUCAGGCCCAUGCUCCUGAGAAAGACAAGCGGAACUGAGCAGUUCAAGGAUACAGCCGCAGUGAUUCCUAGCAUGGUGAAGUCUGCCCAAGUUGUCUUAUCAGAGUGACUUCAGGCUGUAGCCAGAUGAGGCUUUCAUUUUUGCCCCUGUGUGUUUGCAGGCAUGUCUCUGGCCCAAAAGCAAGCUCUUUAUGCUUUGGAGAAAAUGACUAUGCAUAUUGGUCUUGAGAGCACUUUUUUGUGGAGCCUAGGCUCAACUACCACGCUGCACGGGGACUAUUAAAAUUUCCAAAACUUGGGACACAGGGCAGGGGAGCACUGGCAACAUUACUAGUUUGGGGGAAGUUGAGAACACUGGUGGUCUUUGUGAGGAGGAGAUUUGUCCCAUUUCCUCCCUUCUGUGACUAAUUUCAGGUACAGGGUUAGCAAAGCAGUGGACAAACAGCUGCCGGUAAUGAGAUGCGUUGUAGGUUGUGAAUUGGGAAGGCAUGGGGCCCAGAAGAGGAGGGUAGAUAAGAUGCGCAUUUUUAAAAAAUCAGUACUAGGAGACCUGGUUUUGCUAAAGUCUGGCUGUCUUCCAACAGGCAAGUUUUUCUUCCUGAAGCAGUUUCAAAGGUAUCCUGUUGUGUGGGGUGGUGGUGGGGAAGGGUUAGUACAACCCUGGCUCCUAACUGAACCCUCCACCUCGCAGGUAUUGUAAAAUCUUGAAAGCCCUUUUGCUUUCAAACUGUUUUAUAUAUAUAUAUAUAAAGCUUCAGUGACGUGCUGCUACUUGUACGUGGGCCAAGUCAUCUUCCUGUGGAGAUGGAUAGCGUCUGUCUGCUGUCCUCUAAAGGAAGAUGACCUUGAAAGGCAGAAGAGUUGGAAGGCUAAGCUGCACAAAGCACACUUGGCCUGGGGUUUCACAGCCAAUUGAGGGGAGGGAAUGGGAGGAAGGUUUUCCAGUAUUCCUUUCAUUUCAGAUAGACCAGAUCACACAAACGAAAACGUUGUCUGAAAUUCCUGAUGUGAAGGCUCUCCUAGUCUCCAACAGCAAAUAAAGAUGGUUUGUCAAGAAAUAUCCUUUAAUCCAGCUGCCCCAUCCUUCAGAUGAAUUUGAAAGCUAAAAGAGGUAUCAAUUGUGCAGAGUGCUGAAUAGGAGUAGGGGCAGCUGGAAGAUCCCCAUUCUGAAAUCUCUCACAGGAGUGUUUGUGAUGCUAAGAUUUAAUAACAAUCUUCAGGAAAGCGUGAGCUGUAUCAGGGAUCCCCCUUAACAAUUUUCUAGUGAAUGUGCACCAAAGGCAUCACUAAUAUUUAAGCAGGGCUUGAAACAAACUCUGAAGAGCUGGGUCCUCACUACCAGCCCUGUGGAAGGAGGUGUGAAGGCAGUGUGGGAAGAAGUGUGAACCCUUACCCUGGAAGCCCCCAAGCCUGCCCUACUCCAGUGUUCUGCCUGCAGAGAGUAGGCAGUUUCAUAUUUCACCAUAAAACAUUCUGCAUCUCACUGUAGAGGGGGAAAGCUUGCAAAUAUGUGAACAGUUCUUGCAAAAAAGCUUAGGAGCUAGAGAGGCACUUUCAGGACAGCUUUUAAUAACUGGUCAGUGAUGGCCCAUCCCUCAGCAUUAGCCCAAUCCCUCCUUGUAAAGUCUAGAUUUUGGUUUGGUCCUCACCACCAGUGUCUACGGUGUCUCAUUUCAUCUAUACUCGACUUUAACAUAAAGCUGAGGCAAAAAUCUAAAUAUAGCGGGGGAAAGGGAAGAGAGGAUACCAGACUGUCUAACAAGAUUAGUGUUUUUCCAGAGCUCCACAAAACUUUGGAAGCUUUAUUUUUAUUUAUAAAUGUACAUUCUCUUUCUACUGAAUCAUAUCCACAGUGGGUUUUGUUAAAGUUGCGUUAAUCUUUUAGUUCAGGAUUGCUCUAAGGCUGCAAUCCUGUAUACAUUUACCUGGGAAUAAACCCCACCGAGGUCACUGGGAAUUAUUUCUGAGCCAGCAUGCAUAGGAUUGCACUGUAAUAAAUGAAGGAAGAUUUAAUGCUUUUUAGGCCUGUUGAUGUGGAAUCAGUUCCCUGAAGGUAAAAAGUUUUGAAAACCUCCUCAGUAACCUAGAAUAAAGCAAAGCAAAUAUUUAAACCAGCAUUGAAGAAUGCAGCAUGUUGGAGUUUAGAGCACGAAAUGUCAAGCCCCUGACAGUAGACUUCAGGCAGAGAGAUUCACCUCCCUUCAGCUAGGCAUUACAUCAUGACAGAAGGCUUUGUGGCACCACAGCCGAGUAACAAGCACAGUGGUGCUGUGUGGCCCUUGAGUUCCAAUUUUGGAGGUGUGUGGGAUUUAGUGCCUUUAGACAGGAGGGGUAGUGAAAGGGUUCAAGGUAGGCUGCUGAGAGUGAGGGAGUCUGGCUUUGCUUCUUAUUUUGGGCAGGAAACCUUGCUUUGCUGCUGAGCCUGCUUUCUUCAUUCCCCUUCAGCUAACAGCGGGGCAGUUUCCGAUGAAGAGCUGGACCAGAUGCUGGAGAGUGGUCAGACGGAGGUGUUUGUUUCCAAUGUGAGUACCAGAAGGCGAGGCCUUUGGAGGGCAUCAGGUAGAAAAGAGGGCCUGGGCCCUCGGCUAACUUAUCCGGCCGCACUUGCUCCCCGCAGAUCAUGAAGGACACGCAAGUGACGAAGCAGGCUCUGAACGAAAUCGAGACACGGCACAGUGAAAUCCUCAAGCUGGAGCGCAGCAUCCAGGAACUCCACGAAAUGUUCCUGUACCUGGCCACUGAAGUGGAGCUGCAGGUAUGGCAGUGAGGGAGGAGAAAGAAGGUACUCGGGAUCCAGGUGCUCUUGGGAAUACAGGAAGCUGCCUUAAGCCAAGUUAGACCAUUGGUCCAACUAGCUCGGCGUUCUCUACACUGACUGGCAACAGACACAUGUCGUUCCCAGCCCUACCGGAAGAUACAGGUGUUGUCUGCAGGCACCGAGUCCUUCCUCACUCUUCCUUCCCUGGUGGGAAGGGGUCAACUCACAAUUCCAUCUUGUUUCUGCUUUGGCUUCUUACCAGCCUUCAAGCUCCUUUCCGUCACUCUUCUUGCCAAGUACACUUCCCAUCCGUGCCUCCUAGGAGUUUUUACACAGAUUUAAUAUGGGCUUAGUUAUUAUGAUGAGGUUGCUAGAAUUUAAGGAGGUGUUCUCACCUUUCUUUUUUUCCUGGCCUGUACUGGAUGAUUUCUUAUGUACUCUCACUGUUUUGUUUGACCUUGUUCUCUCUCUCUAUCCCUAGUGGCCCCAUGCAGACCCAGACCCACCUCUUACCUACCCAGGGGAAGCUUCUUUGCCCCCCUCACAUAUUUUCCCUGGCCACCCACCCUUGCCCCAGCGCUAGUUGUCUGUUGUCUCUUCUCCCCACCCCACCUCUCUCCCAUUCAACUCAGAGGUUUCUUCAUACCUCAUCCCCACCCCUUUGACUGCAUUUAGGGAGAGACGAUUGACAGGAUAGAGAAGAACAUCCUGGAUUCAGAGGACUACGUCAAGAAAGGACAGGUCCACCUCCAUAUGGCUCAAGAGAACCAAAAGAAAGCUCGCAAGGUAAAUUGACUGUGUUUGAUGGAGAAAUUUGGGUUGCAUCUCCUUUAAAAUGAAUAGACCUCGUUUGUAUCAUGCUUACAUGCAACUGUGCUGUGCAAAUGCCAAAAGUUGGCAACCUGGGAACAUCUGCUUUGACUUAAGGAGGGAAAGCACUUGUCAAGCUUUUAUUGUUCCAAAUAGAUGUUUGAGAUGAUGGGCAAUGCCUGAUGAAAUCUUGGAAGAAGGGAGGGGAGGGGGCUUGUUGAGCAAGGCUUCCCGUGACUGACGUGUUUUGGUGCUGUGUCAGAGUGCCUUGUUCUUCCUCCCUGUGGCUAGCAGGUGAACGAAAAAUAUAGCAGGAGCUGCGAGCUCUCUCCCUGGCCAUCUGCCUUAACACCUUUUUUGCCUGUUUUCUGCUUUGGGGCUCUGCAGAAGAAGUUCAUGAUUGCCAUCUGCCUGACAGUCACGGUGCUCAUCAUCGUCGUCAUCAUUGGUGUAUCCAUUGCAGUUGGCUAGGAGGGCUCCCAGGUCUGCCUCUCCCUUCGUGCUGCGUUGCUGGAGCCCGAUGGUGCGUAUAGGGGACAAAGAUGCGAGGAACGGUUGCACGUUUGAGGGGAGAGGCAUGGUCAACAUCUGGGCUUCUAGAGGCUCAUGCUCAGAGGUGCCUUAUCUCAUGCCAAGGCAGGUUCUUCCCUCUGGAUUACAAGAGGCUUGCUGUAGCUUCAGUGCACUUUUGCAACAGUCUCUUGCUGCUGUUAUAUAUGGGUGGAGCGUAGUCAUUUCCAGCUCUUUCUGACCUGGUCUGCACCACAUGACAGAGCUAGAGGUGCUGCCUGCAACUAGUGCUGGCUGAGGAAUAAGUCACUGCAUCUCAAAUGCCUUAUGCCUCUUGCAAUGGCACCUAGACAGGCUUGGUAGGAGGAGGGAGUGGUGGGAGAGCCAUUUUGCUAGGUGAAGGGCUUCAGUUGGGAACUGCAGUGAAGAGUUCUGACUCUGCCCUUUCCUUUCUUGUGAAUUUUGGAAUUUUCCCUCCUCAGGGCUCCAUCUCUGGCUUCAUCAUGGUUCUGGAACGUCUGCCCUCUCCUGGGAGGCCUUUGCACUGAUAGAUGGCUGGAGGAGAUGCAUCCUGCCUUUCGCCCAGUCCUGAAAGCACAUGCUGCCUAUGGCUGCCUCCUUUCCUGUUGCCCAGAAACAAGAAGCCCCUGAUUUCCCUGCAUCCAAAAUGGUUUCCAGAUGCCUGUAACUCUCAAGAUCUAUUCUAGAGCAAAGUCUCUGCUGCGUUUAUUUUGGACCUCCUAGUUUGUUUUGUUUCGUGGCUUGCAUUUGGGUCCUGUGUUUCUCCCCCAAUGCAUUCUGUGGCCUUGACCCACAAGCAAAUGGCCAGUUCCUGUCUUGGCCUCCUCCUCAACAGUAUCUUCCCUUGCAAUGAAUUCUAGAUGGCUCCUCUUCUUGAGGAACCCCAAUUCUCCCAUUCUGAUCAUGACAGCUAUGAGUUUUCCUUACCCUUUUUGUAGUUCCUGCCUUCUAAAAUCUCCUCUGCCUGUCGUAGUUCUUUAUCAUGCAUCUUGCUACAAGCCAUGUCAGUUUUUUAAAGCUUCUCCCUUAUCACACAGUAUAUUGUACAUCUUUAAAGGGGACAAAUGGAUAUUGUACAGAACUUGGUGGUGAUAUGUCUGGUCUUUCAUACCCACAAACUCAACACGGUUAGAUGUGCCUAUGAGGGAAGCAGCAUGCAGCUCUGUUAAUUUUUUCUAACCUACUGCCUUCGUCCUGACCUUGUUUGUUGGAUUUUUAGAGGCCUUUAGUAAGUACAUGGGGCCUGUUUCAGCUGAAGCAAAGGGCAGCAAGCCAAGACCUCUGGGUUCACAUGGCUAAAAUGCCUUUUAUUGGUUUCUACAAAGCUGUUUGCCUCCUGCUUUCAGUUUUAAAGUUGACCUUUUUUCCCUGCCUCCUUCAUCUGUGUGGCCCUCCUCCCAGCCGCCAUGUCCCUGGUGCCUUAGGGGUUGUGUGCUCACAGCCCUUCUGAGCCCUCUGUAUUAUCUUAAUCUUUUCUUUGGGUCUCUUUUCUCUCUUUGUACAAUGAAAUGAGAGAUAUUCCCAGUGCCAACCUAAAAAAGUAUUGGGACUAAACCACACGAACAAUAUUUUUGGCUCCCUCAGGAAACCCGAUCACAGGCCUCGAAUUAGCCACCUGGAAAGCUUGCCCAAGGGGCCAGGGGGAAUCAAGAUCUUGAAAGGAGUGUUAUAGGAAGGAGUAGGAGUCAGAGCCCCUUGGGUUUGUCUGUCUGCAAAUCUAGCUGAAUUGGGUUGGGAAAUCAUGGAGAAAAUGGAAACCAGGACCUUUUGGCCUUGUUCCUGAAAAUUUGAUAUUUUUCUACUUUGGAAAAAGAGGACUUGUCCAGAUCAAAGCAUUUAGCAAACUGUUCCAGUUGCCUUGGAGAUUGAAUGUAAAGAAAAGAAAAGCAGCCUGCCUCAAAUUAUUUUGUAAUAUAAAAAUAAAAGCACUUUCUAGAAUGUC